Messenger RNA from Chinchilla lanigera (long-tailed chinchilla), 1628 nucleotides. RefSeq names its product UDP-GlcNAc:betaGal beta-1,3-N-acetylglucosaminyltransferase 2 (gene B3gnt2). The transcript is spliced from 2 exons. NCBI's taxonomy places the organism in Eukaryota, Metazoa, Chordata, Mammalia, Rodentia, Chinchillidae. Gene Ontology annotation, molecular function: hexosyltransferase activity. Bases 90 to 1283 code for a protein of 397 amino acids. Gene Ontology annotation, cellular component: membrane. The record is from RefSeq and is a predicted model, not a curated record.
UCCCGAUCCCGUGUUUUGGACGGCUUCGUAAGCCCUAGGAUCCGGUGGCAGCAGUCGUGGGCAUCGAGCAGGUGGUGCAGAUAUGAGAAAUGAGUGUUGGACGUCGGAGGAUAAAGUUGUUGGGCAUCCUGAUGAUGGCAAAUGUCUUCAUUUAUUUGAUUGUGGAAGUCUCCAAGAGCAGUAGCCAAGAAAAAAAUAGAAAGGGGGAAGUAAUAAUACCCAAACAGAAGUUCUGGAAGAUAUCUAGUCCUCCUCAGGCAUACUGGAACAGAGAACAAGAAAAGCUGAACAGGCGGUACAAUCCCAUUCUGAGCAUGCUGGGCAACCAGACAGGGGAUGGCUAUGGGCCUUCCAAUGUGAGCCAUCUGAAUUAUUGUGAACCUGACCUGAGGGUCACCUCAGUCAUAACAGACUUUAACAAUUUGCCAGACAGAUUUAAAGACUUCCUGUUAUAUUUGAGAUGUCGAAAUUAUUCACUGAUUAUAGAUCAACCAAAUAAAUGUGCAAAGAAACCCUUCUUACUGCUGGCAAUUAAGUCACUCACUCCACAUUUUGCCAGAAGACAAGCAAUUCGGGAAUCCUGGGGCAGAGAAACCAACGUGGGGAACCAGACCGUUGUGCGAGUCUUCUUGCUGGGCCAGACCCCCCCAGAGGACAACCAUCCAGACCUUUCAGAUAUGCUGAAGUUCGAAAGUGAGAAGCACCAGGACAUUCUUAUGUGGAACUACAGGGACACGUUCUUCAACUUGUCUCUGAAGGAAGUGCUGUUUCUCAGGUGGGUGAGUACUUCCUGCCCAGACGCGGAGUUUGUUUUCAAGGGCGAUGAUGAUGUUUUUGUGAACACCCAUCACAUCCUAAAUUACUUGAAUAGCUUAUCCAAGAGCAAAGCAGAAGAUUUGUUUAUAGGUGAUGUGAUCCACAAUGCUGGGCCCCAUCGGGAUAAGAAACUGAAGUACUACAUCCCAGAAGUUGUUUACUCCGGGGUCUACCCACCUUAUGCAGGAGGAGGUGGCUUCCUCUACUCCGGCCACUUGGCUUUGAGGCUGUACAGUGUCACUGACCGGGUCCAUCUUUACCCCAUCGAUGAUGUGUAUACUGGAAUGUGCCUUCAGAAACUCGGCCUUGUUCCAGAGAAACACAAAGGCUUCAGGACAUUUGAUAUCGAGGAGAAAAACAGGAAUAACAUUUGUUCCUAUGUAGAUUUGAUGUUAGUACAUAGUAGAAAACCUCAAGAGAUGAUUGAUAUUUGGUCAAGGUUGCAAAGUGCUCAUUUAAAAUGCUAAAAUAUAUACAAGCUAAAUUUUGCAUAGAAAGGCAUAUUUGGACUAGUUCCCAUAUUGUAUUUUCACAUUAGGUAAUUUGUACGUUAAACCAUCAGAAUUGCCUUUAUAAAUAGUAUCCAUUUGAGGGCCUCCAAACCCUUGAAUUUGGUACUUUUGUGAUGGAAAAAGCAGAUGACAAUUUUUUAUGGAGGAUAUGGCAGGAGAUUGAUUCUAAUCCCUUUUACUGACUGGUGGUCAUUAUUUUCUAAUUUGUCCCCUCUUCUUAUCUGCAUCUUGUUUCUAGAAUUUGACCACUGUAAGUUUUUUUUUUUUUUUGUUUUUUUUUUUUUUUUUUUUUUUUUGGUC